This is a messenger RNA of Lotus japonicus, 4246 nucleotides long. RefSeq names its product COP1-interacting protein 7. The coding region runs from base 403 to 3807 and encodes 1134 amino acids. The record is from RefSeq and is a predicted model, not a curated record. NCBI's taxonomy places the organism in Eukaryota, Viridiplantae, Streptophyta, Magnoliopsida, Fabales, Fabaceae. Gene Ontology annotation, biological process: response to light stimulus; positive regulation of DNA-templated transcription. The transcript is spliced from 9 exons.
CACCGACAACCUAAAAAAGCAACUCACAAUUGAAUUCAUUACACUCUCUGCUCUCACUCUCACUCUCCCUCUCCCUCUCUUGGAUGACAAGUUAACAACACAGAAAGCAAGCAAAAUGGACUUCCCAACCACACUACUCAACACUGUCUCUUCUUUUCUUCAUCCCUUACCUCCACAUUUUCACUUUCUAGAAAACAGAGAGAGAAGAAAGAAACAGCAUGUUCUGUUGACCCCACAUACACAACUCCAAUAAACAAAACUCACAUUCUUCUCACUCUUCCCAUUUCCUCAACCUCUCUCUCUUUCUACAUUGCAUGUGAUGUGAAUUGAAGGAGGGGCUUCAGGAUCCAAACUUUUCAAUCUCAUUUGACUCUCUUUUGGAUCCUCCAGCUAGCUUCAGCUAUGGAGCCAAAUUCUCGUCUUGAUCAUGCCCUUUUUCAACUCACCCCAACCAGAACCAGAUGUGACUUGAUCAUUGUUGCUGGUGGAGUGAAUGAGAGACUAGCUUCUGGGAUCUUAGAACCGUUUCUUUCUCACCUCAAGAGUGCUAAGGAUCAGAUUUCCAAAGGUGGCUAUUCCAUCACUCUGCAUCCACCUGUUGCACAUGCUCCCUGGUUCACCAAAGCUACCCUUUUAAGGUUUGUUAGAUUUGUGAGCACCCCAGAAGUGCUAGAGAGGUUUGUGACAAUAGAAAAGGAGAUAGUGCAGAUUGAAGAUUCGAUUCAGUCGAGUGAGAAGGGAAAUUUAGUGGCAGAGACAGAAGGAAAUGUGUCAUCAGCUGAUGGGCGUAUCAAAAGGUCAACUACUUCCAAGCUGAAAGAUGAAUUGAGUGGAACCAAUCAAGAAGGAUAUGAAGAAAACUCUAGGGUUCGCCUUCAGCGUGUUCUGGAUAAUCGUAAAGCUAUGCUUUGCAAAGAACAAGCAAUGGCCUAUGCCCGCGCUUUAGUUGCGGGAUAUUACCCAGAAUCUCUGGAUGAUCUCAUAUGUUUUGCUGAUGCUUUUGGAGCUUCACGUUUAAGGCAAGCAUGUGUAAAUUUCUUAGAGCUCUGCAAACAAAAGAAUGAAGACAAGCGCUGGAUAGAUGAGAUAGCAGCCAUGCAGGCGUUUUCUCAUCCCGAAUUGCCUUACCUGAGGACAUCCGGAAUCAUACUCGACGGUGAAGAUGAUCCAAGCAAUAAACUUAAUGGUGAUGGCUCAAUUUCUGAGUCGACCCCGAGCCAUGCAAGUUUGGACAUUGGCCAAGGUCAAACACCAUCAACAGAUGGAAGGGCUCAAAUACCAAUGUCCUGGCAAAACCAUCAUCCACAGUUCAUUCACAAUUUUCAGGGUCAUGCAUUUCAACAAAUGCCCCCAUACCUGUAUCCUGGAAUGCCAGUUCCCCCUGCAUAUUAUCCAGGGAAUGUUCAAUGGCCUCCAAAUGGAGAAGGCUCGCAUUUUGACCGAGAAAUGGAUUCUCAUAAAUCAUCCUAUAAGAAGAAGAAGAAGAAGAAACAUUCUCAAGUACUGGAGCACUCUGAUGAAAACGGAUCAACUGCAUCCUCUAACUCUAGUGAUGAGAGCGAUUCAGAUGACCAUUCAAGGCCAAGCAGAAAGAGUUCUUCAACAGAGAAUCUUCACAAAAAGAAGCACGGAAAGAAGUCUUCGAGGAAAGUAGUUAUACGCAAUAUAAACUAUAUAACCUCUAAUGGAGAUGGUGAAAAAGGUAGUGUCACAGAGGGGAGUUUGUCCAAUGAGGAAGAAUUUAUCAAUGGAGAUUCCCUGAAAAACCAGGUAGAGGAAGCUGUAGUGUCACUGGAGAGAAGACACAAGUCAAGUUCCCGUCACCAUAAAAAACAACAUAGCGCAAAGCAUCCUGACAAACUAAUUGGUUCAGAUGAUGCUGAUUCCAAUGGCAUAAAAGGCAAUAACAACUGGGAUGCUUUCCAGAAUCUCCUUUUGAGAGAUGAUGAUUCUACCCCUGAUACGGAAAAACAGCCUAUUAAGUUUCAGGAGGAAUAUAUUGUGAACAAGAAUUUUGAGGAUGAUUCCUUUGUUGUUGCUGGGAGAGAAUUGGACAGCAAGGGCCGGAAUCGGGUUGAAUACUUUAAGGAAGGGAAGGAUGCAGCUUCAUCUAUCAAGAAAAAAAUUAGCACAGAUGAGGAGUUGUUGUUUUCUCGGAGAAAUGAAGAAUUAAGUGGCUACUCUGAUUCAACUGUGCCUGGCCUAGAAACUUCCCUCACUAAAUGUCAGAAAGAAGAGGACUGGCUCAUUGUCAAUCAAUCUGAUAAACCAACAAAUGAAGAUCGAUACCGUGACUUUAGAACUUUUAAUGGUGUAGGGAAAAACAAGAAAGAUAUUUUGGGCGAUGACUCUUUCAUGAUUCAAUCACGAUCAUCGGAAGAUCAAUUCCAUUCUCAAUCAGCAGCUGACAUAAGUAUGGUUUCAGACAUUGUUGGUGCUACUGAACUCACAAACAGCAAGCAAGAAGGUUCACACAAUAAGACUGGAACCUUAAAUUCCCACGAGCCAGAUGAUCUCUUCAUGGUUCUCGAACGUGAUUCAGCUGUAGAGCGGACUGCAGCACCGUGGACCAUGGAAAUGGAUCUUGAAAAUAACAUUUCUUCAAAUAAAGAAAAUAAAAAGCUUUCUGACAUUGGAAAUGAUAAAAAUAGUCUAUCUAAUCCUAAGGGAGCUGGUACGAAAACUCCUGGAGUGCGAACUGGGAAAGUUUCAAGUAAAGAUGCAAAGUCUAAGGCUCAAAAUGCUUCCCUUGGGAAAACCAAAUCCGAUAUCAUGUCAAGAAGCAAAGUAUCACCUGGAAGCAGAACUACAGUUACGAAGAGCAAAACUGUUAAGGAAGAAGAAACUAGAAAGAGAAAGGAGGAAUUACUGAUUCAGCGGCAGAAAAGAAUUGCGGAACGAAGUGCCGCUAAGAAGACUGGAUCACAAACUAAGACUUCUGCAAAGAAAGAGAACCCUAAGAUUCAUCCAUCCAGUGAGGACAUUAAGAAAGUGCGCAAACCAGUCCUCAGGAGUUCCACCAUUGAUCGCCUCGCAACCGCCCGAGUAAGUCAGCAAAAGGUUACACCAACCGUAGCUAAAUCAGGUCCAACCAAGAAACCUCCCGUGAAGGCAAGUGGAAAAGGGGUACCUUUGCAGAAGACUUCUGGUACAGAAAAGAAGAAACAGGGCCCAAAAGAAGUCAAAACUUCAAAUCAUAAAGAAGAUGCAAAGAAAACAAAGGGGCCAGUUCUUUCUACAACAAAUGCUAAGGCUAAAACUGAAAUUUCUGUCACUAAUGGCAAGGCUAAAACUGAAAUGGAAGCUUCAGUAGUAUUGCCAUUGACUUCUGUUGCUGUGCAAUCUGUUGAACCAAAUAACAAAAAUCUUGGUGUGACAGAGAAACAUGCAAGAUAUUUUGAAAAUGUUGGCCAGCUUCACAUGGAUUCAUCUGAGCCAAAUCAUGGUCAUGCAUUGGGAGAAAAUCAGUCUAGAGGUGAAGGAGUAUUGAACAAGUUAUCUUCACUUCCUGGUGAUAACAAACCUCAACAUAAUACUGAAGGGGUCAUAAAUCCUACACCUGCUGCAAUAGCUAGCAAAACCCUUACAGUUUCUGCUGUGAAUUCAGUGGUUAAUCAGAAAAUUGAUGAAAGCAAUGCUGUUCCACCUAAAGUCUCUGAGAUACAAAUUUCUACCCCUCCACCUAGACCUAGUAACCAAGUGAUGUCAGAAUCAAUCCACUCCAGGAAGAAAUGGAACAAUGAUGAGGAUUCUUUGAAAGCAGCCAAAGGAUUUCGUAAGCUUCUCUUCUUUGGAAGAAGGAGCUGAAGCACAAUGGUGGAUUUUGAUUUUUUGCAAAUGGCUUCACAAUAAUCUUCUCAAAGUGUUCUGAGAAGCUUCAUCCAUGGUUUUGGUUAUUCAAUAUUUCAACAAAAAUUUACUUUGUCCAUUCUUUAGCUCAACAGAAAGGGUUUGGCACACUGAAUUGAUUGUUGUUUUAAGCACAUUCACGUGAUGCUGUGGCAGUCACGUGGAUGAUUGUAGAUAGUUUCCACCUUGCAUGCACAAUAAUAAAGCCAAGAGAUUGGGGAUUGGAUUUCAUACUACAGGUUGUGAUGUAAAUUAUCUGAAUAUGGUGUAUCAGAAGCAAGGAUUGUAUAGCACAGGUAAUAUAUUUUCCAUGUUAGAACUAUAGACAAGGGCUUUUGAAGCCAAAAGACGUAUUUCCUUGUAUUGUAAAUCAUAUAAGAUUUAAUGUUUGGUUGUG